CUCUACUGCCCUUAUGUGAUCACCUGCCCAAUCACGCUCCAAACUAGAGCUCGCAUCUGAUGGCUGUGAACAGACAAGUGAAGCCAAGCUCUCAAGGUUGGAAAUCCACGACGCGCAAACGCCGCCUCUCAUCAAUUGUGUACGAUCCAGCGAGGGAAAAACUCUCCGUCGAGUCGAUUCCGGUUGAAAAGUUAACAGGCUACACUCCUGUUGACUGUCCUGGUAGCAACAGCCAUGUCGACAUUUUUAUAGAUAUUGGGGAAGGCGUCACCAAAACCCUCAUUGCGAGAGUUGACCUCUCGAAAUUAUCUGCUAUACUGUUAUAGCUUCUAUGUCGGAGAAAAAACUGGCCGAAAUUGGCACGUGUAUAUAAAC
Molecule: messenger RNA, 375 nt
Organism: Hyaloscypha bicolor E
Lineage: Eukaryota; Fungi; Ascomycota; Leotiomycetes; Helotiales; Hyaloscyphaceae
Exons: 2
Coding region: 60-326 (88 amino acids)
Source: RefSeq, a predicted model, not a curated record